Molecule: messenger RNA, 1845 nt
Organism: Erinaceus europaeus (western European hedgehog)
Lineage: Eukaryota; Metazoa; Chordata; Mammalia; Eulipotyphla; Erinaceidae
Product: CCR4-NOT transcription complex subunit 10
Exons: 13
Coding region: 229-1827 (532 amino acids)
Biological process (GO): negative regulation of translation; mRNA catabolic process
Cellular component (GO): CCR4-NOT complex
Molecular function (GO): protein binding
Source: RefSeq, a predicted model, not a curated record
UGUAUGUAGCUGAAGGUAGUAGCGCUGCUCGGGCGGAGACGCUGCUGCUGUUGCUAGACGACGCGAGUCAGCUUUCGUCACUUCCUCAGCCUGCAGGCCGCCCAUCCCCAGGCCGGAACCCAGGGACCCGGAGCCAGAGGGUGGGCAGAACAGACGUCCUCUGAGGUCUGGGCAGCUGGAGUCGAGACCACGCCGACUGCGGAGAGGAAGCAGAGCCGGGGUGGGGAGAUGGCUGCAGACAAGCCCGCAGAUCAGGGAGCAGAGAAACAUGAAGGGACAGGUCAGUCUUCUGGGAUCACUGAUCAAGAAAAGGAGUUGUCCACCAGUGCUUGCCAAGCUUUCACGGCUGGAAAUUAUGAUGCUUGUCUACAACAUCUUGCCUGCCUACAAGAUAUAAACAAAGAUGAUUAUAAAAUAAUUUUGAAUACAGCAGUAGCUGAAUUUUUUAAAAGUAACCAAACAACAACUGAUAAUUUGAGACAAACACUUACUCAACUGAAGAAUCAGGUCCACUCUGCUGUUGAAGAAAUGGAUGGAUUAGAUGACGUUGAAAACAGCAUGUUGUACUACAAUCAGGCAGUCAUUCUUUAUCAUCUGCGCCAGUAUACAGAAGCAAUAUCAGUUGGUGAAAAACUCUAUCAGUUCAUAGAACCUUUUGAAGAAAAAUUUGCCCAGGCAGUUUGUUUUUUGCUUGUGGACCUGUAUAUAUUAACUUACCAAGCUGAGAAAGCUUUGCACCUUCUUGCUGUUCUAGAAAAAAUGAUUUCACAGGGUAACAAUAAUAAAAAUGGGAAGAAUGAGACUGGUAAUAACACCAACAAAGAUGGAUCUAAUCAUAAAGCUGAAAGUGGAGCUCUAAUAGAAGCUGCAAAAUCAAAGAUACAUCAGUAUAAAGUAAGAGCUUACAUCCAAAUGAAAUCUUUGAAAGCAUGCAAAAGAGAAAUCAAGUCAGUUAUGAACACAACUGGAAAUUCUGCACCCUCUCUGUUUCUUAAAAGCAAUUUUGAAUACUUAAGAGGCAAUUAUCGAAAAGCUGUGAAACUGUUAAAUAGUUCCAACAUUGCUGAGCAUCCAGGAUUCAUGAAAACAGGUGAAUGCUUGCGAUGCAUGUUUUGGAAUAAUCUUGGUUGCAUCCAUUUUGCCAUGAGCAAGCAUAAUUUGGGAAUUUUCUACUUUAAAAAGGCUCUUCAGGAGAAUGACAAUGUCUGUGCACAACUCAGUGCAGGCAGCACUGACCCAGGCAAAAAAUUUUCAGGAAGACCCAUGUGUACAUUACUCAUCAACAAAAGGUAUGAGUUGCUGUAUAACUGUGGAAUUCAGCUUCUUCACAUCGGAAGGCCUCUAGCUGCCUUUGAGUGUCUGAUUGAAGCUGUUCAGGUUUAUCACGCAAAUCCCCGCCUCUGGCUACGGCUUGCUGAGUGCUGCAUUGCUGCCAAUAAAGGGACUUCUGAACAAGAAACUAAAGGUCUUCCAAGUAAGAAAGGAAUUGUACAGUCUAUUGUUGGUCAAGGUUAUCAUCGUAAAAUAGUGCUGGCAUCACAAUCCAUACAGAAUACUGUAUAUAAUGAUGGGCAGUCUUCAGCCAUUCCUGUGGCCAGUAUGGAGUUUGCAGCCAUUUGUCUCAGAAACGCCCUGUUGUUGUUACCAGAAGAACAGCAAGAUCCAAAGCAGGAAAAUGGAUCUAAAAGUAGUAGUCAGCUCAGCGGGAACAGUGAAAACAGUGAAAGCAGUGAAACUUGCAGCAGUAAAAGCCAUGAUGGAGAUAAAUUCAUUCCAGCUCCACCUUCUUCCCCAUUGAGAAAGCAGGAAUUAGAAAACUUAAAGUGAGUAUGUAAACAGAACUAC